This is a messenger RNA of Batrachochytrium dendrobatidis JAM81, 663 nucleotides long. RefSeq lists its product as uncharacterized. Lineage: Eukaryota; Fungi; Chytridiomycota; Chytridiomycetes; Rhizophydiales. Gene Ontology annotation, molecular function: serine-type endopeptidase activity. The coding region runs from base 1 to 663 and encodes 220 amino acids. The record is from RefSeq and is a predicted model, not a curated record. Gene Ontology annotation, cellular component: membrane. The transcript has 2 exons.
AUGACAUUGGGAGAGUCUCAUACUUGGACAUUGAUUGCAUGCAACCUUGCCGUCUUUUUUCUCUGGCGUUUACCUCCACUCGGUCAUUUUAUGAACAGGAAUUUCGUUCAUCACUCUCAUAGUCGUCGCAUCUAUACCAUGGUUACAAGUGCAUUCAGUCAAAAAGGAGUCGCACAUUUAGCUUUCAACAUGUUCGCUUUGAAUAGUUUUUUUAUAUCGAUGCAUUAUUUGCAUCCAAUGACCCACCAAGAAGCUAUUGCCUUUUAUCUGUCCACCGCCGCGUUAUCCUCGUUGGGAUCGCAGGUGUUUAUGAGAUUAUCAAAAAACACUACUAUGAGAUCAAGUCUUGGAUCAAGCGGCGUUGUCUGGGCUAUUGUUGCUUUUGUUGCCUACCAACGACCCGAAUCACAAGCAGGAAUCAUUUUUAUUCCUGGUGUCGAAAUGCCGCUUGGAACCCUUGUAUCUGGGUUUAUUCUUUUGGAUCUUGCUGGGUUACUUAUGAAAUGGAAACAGUUUGAUCAUGCUGCACAUUUAAGCGGUGCACUGGCUGGAUACCUCUAUUCAAAAUAUGGAUCUACAUUAUGGAGUGAUUGUCAACGAUACAUUCUACAAAAAUGGGUAAACGAUUUAAAAAAGGUUCAAAUUUCUAAAAAUAAAAAAUAA